This is a messenger RNA of Lacerta agilis (Sand lizard), 3677 nucleotides long. It is a transcript of the gene DDHD2, whose product is annotated as DDHD domain containing 2. The transcript has 18 exons. Gene Ontology annotation, cellular component: COPII-coated ER to Golgi transport vesicle. The coding region runs from base 97 to 2223 and encodes 708 amino acids. Gene Ontology annotation, molecular function: protein binding; metal ion binding; triacylglycerol lipase activity. The record is from RefSeq and is a predicted model, not a curated record. NCBI's taxonomy places the organism in Eukaryota, Metazoa, Chordata, Lepidosauria, Squamata, Lacertidae.
CCUCCUCCUCCGCCGCCGCUGUUGUCGGACAGCUCAGGCGGCCGGGGAAGCGGCAAGGCGACGACACGUCGCGGCCUGGGCUCCCGGGGCAGUGCAAUGUCAGCAGCAGAGCAUCAACCGACAGAGCCUUCUCCAUUGCCUAAUUUAGCCAGCUCAUCUGAAGCACUGGAAACAGAACCAGCCAAUAAAUAUGAGGCAGUUUGCCCUCACUGGUUUUAUUGCAAGAUAGUAGAUUCAAGAGAGAGGUGGAUUCCCUUCAGUGGACAAGAUUCAGAGAAGUUAGAAAAUGCUCAUAAAUCCAGCAAGUACUGUGAUGAGCUAGUUGUUCCAACAGAGGGGGGAAGAUACGAUGUACAUCUGAAGAAGAGGUUACGCUAUGCUGUUUACUGGGAAGAAGAUGAAUCUGAAGUGAGGCGCUGCACUUGGUUUUACAAGGGAGACAAAGACAACAGAUAUAUUCCAUACCCUGAGAGCUUCAGUGAAGAGCUAGAGGACACCUAUAUGAUCUGUGUCACCUUAGAUGAGUGGAAAAAGAAACUGGAGUCUCCGACCAGAGAAAUCAUAAUAUUGCAUAACCCAAAGUUGAUGGUACAUUACCACCCAGUAACAACCACUGAUGACUGGGGCGCAAGUCCCACAGAGCAAGGCCGGCCAAGAACUGUGAAGAGAGGAGUGGAAAAUAUUUCUGCUGAAAUCCCUAAUGGGGAACCUAUGCAGAUAGACCAUUUGGUUUUUGUUGUUCAUGGAAUUGGACCUGCAUGUGAUAUUCGUUUCCGGAGUAUUGUUCAGUGUGUCAAUGACUUCCGCAAUGUUUCCUUGAGUAUGCUGCCUGCACACUUCAAGAACGCUCAGGAGCAGCAACAGAUUGGUCGAGUAGAAUUCCUCCCAGUGAACUGGCACAGUACUUUACAUACUGGAGUAGAUGUAGACUUGGAGAGAAUCACCUUGCCAAGCAUCAAUCGCCUGCGCCAUUUCAUCAAUGACACCAUCCUAGAUGUUUUCUUCUAUAAUAGCUCCACCUACUGCCAGACCAUUGUGGACACAGUUGCUUCAGAAAUGAACCGUAUCUACCUGCUCUUCUUGGAGAGGAACCCUGACUUUAAAGGGGGAGUCUCAAUAGCAGGUCACAGCUUAGGAUCACUUAUAUUGUUUGAUCUUCUCACGAAUCAAAAAUGUACAUCUGAUGGUGAGGAAGAUAAAAAUGAGGAGUCACAAAUAUCAGCAACCAGGCAAGAAGGCAUUGGAUCUGUGACAGACAUUUUGACGGAGCUUGAGCUUUCUGAAUAUUGCUCUGUAUUUGAGAAGGAAGAUGUGGACAGACAAGCACUGGCCUUGUGCACAGAAAAGGAACUUAAAGACAUGGGAAUUCCCCUGGGACCCAGAAUGAAAAUUCUGCAUUAUUUAAGGAGCAAAAGCAACAACCAGAAUUCUAAAGGGCAGACACCUGCAGCUGCUGGGGAAGGUGGAAAUGCCAAACAGGAGUUACCUGUAAAGCCUACAAAUACAGAGACAAGUUGCCGGCGUCUGGAUGUUGUGACAGGGCAGGUCUCUGCAAACUAUCCUCAGCUAAUCUACAAACCAGAGAUCUUCUUUGCCUUUGGCUCCCCUAUUGGGAUGUUUCUCACUGUGCGAGGGGUGAAAAGGAUUGAUCCGAACUACAGCCUGCCUACCUGCAAAGGCUUCUUCAAUGUAUUCCAUCCUUUUGAUCCAGUAGCAUACAGAAUUGAGCCCAUGAUAGUCCCUGAUGUGGAGUUUGAUCCCAUGCUGCUCCCUCACCACAAGGGGAGGAAGAGAAUGCACUUAGAACUGAAGGAAGGCCUCACGCGAAUGAGCAUGGACCUCAAAAACAAUUUACUGGGCUCCCUGAGAACAGCCUGGCAGUCAUUCACCAGGACUUCACUUCCAGCUGUGGAGGCAGGAGCCACUGGAGAUACUGAACAAGUAUUGGAAGCUGAAGCCAGUUCAGAGAAACAGACUGAUAGGAAACCUGAGGAACCAACCACACCAGUGAAAGAAGAGUCUGCCCCAGUUAACGUGGGUAUGCUCAAUGGGGGCAACCGCAUUGACUACGUGCUUCAAGAGAAGCCAAUUGAAAGCUUUAAUGAGUACCUGUUUGCACUGCAAGGCCAUCUCUGCUACUGGGAGUCAGAGGACACAGUGCUGUUGCUGCUGAAAGAGAUUUACCAAACAAUGGGCAUCGGCAUGGACCAGCCCCUUCCAUAAAGCCAGACUCACCAGCUGCACCAAAUAUUUGCUCCGUGUUGAAAACUCAUCAAGGCUCCUGUCCACCUUCCUCUUGUCUCUUCUGUUGCUGCUGUGCCCAGCAUGCUUCACCCCCACUGCCUGGAGCCCUGGAAGACUCACCACCCAAGUCUUAUUCCAUGGGAAUUGCAGCAAGCACUUUGACUCUCUGGGCUGUGUCCUCUGGCUAGAGGCUAGCGUGUGUCAAGUUGCAAUACCACCCGCAUCAGGUCUAGUGGUGCACUAGGCGGGGAAUCGGUGCUAGAACUUCACACCUCCUCUUGAGUUGGAAAGCCAUGAUACAGGACUUUGAUACCAAACUGGGGAGAUACCACACUUUGCUGAGUAAAGCUGUCAGGAAUGUGGGCAUACGGAAACGCUUGUUUUGUGGCUGCACUGGACACCCAGCACCAGAUGUUUUUGAGUAGUAGAUUUUUGUUCCUUCAAACCUUAUUGCUGCUGCUUUGCCCAACAGGUGGAGCUACAGACCAAAGCAAAAAGGCCAGUUCCUGUCCCUACUGUAGCAAGCGCUAUUGUGCUGGUAAUUCCCAUGUAUCGUCCUGUACCAACCUUGCUACAACAGGAAAAGCACAUAGGCACUCACUUAGGAAUAAACUAGACAGGUGCUUGGAAAAACCCUGUAAAUCUGUAUCUGGCACAGGUGACUCCUCAGAUUCUGAAAUUGUCUCUAUUGUCUGCUUAGUGUAGUUCUUAUCCAAACGGCUUUAGCAUACUGGAGAAGCUCCAUUUCAUUUGUAUCUUUGCUCCAUGCUGUGUUGAGCUGCAAUGAUCCAGCUGCUAUGCAAUAAGGGAGAUAGCCUGGGCUGUUGGGAGGCUCUUCCCCUGAGCUAGGUUCAGUAAGAAUAGGAAGCCCUACUACGAGUGUUUGGAAAGGAUUAUGCAUCGCCAAAGAUGGUGUCUGUGACUGAAUAUCCACUCACUUUACAGCUAAUUCUGAUCUCAUUUGUCGGCAGAUGGAUGGGAUUAGCCUUGGUCAAGGGGAAUCAUGUUUCCCAACCCUUUAAGCCUAUACCUACUUACCAAGAGAUCCUGGUGGUGAAUUAAAACUAGGCAUGUGCCCAUUUAGUAGAUUGUGUUUUAAAACACUGGGUAGCAGCUCUGCACCUGCACUUUUCACACAGAUCAUAUUUUUUUCUGACAAUAUAGGAAGGUAGUUGGCCAACUGCUCACCAAGCUGAUAUGCUGAGCUGUAUAUUGCAUGCAGGAGGCCACUAAUAUAUUUACUCACCUCCAUUUUCUCCUUGCUACCAGUUCAAGUAAGCAAGGAAAAAGGCGAUUUCUGCUUCACUUGCCCUUGAAGGUCGAGUAAGGAAAGAAACAGUGCUGUUUCUCUAAGCUGAAUGCAACUGAGUGCUUGGCACUGCUGGGGUUGGGUGGUCCACACUAGAGGGCAAGGGGAACUUACUUGCUGCUGG